This is a messenger RNA of Stegastes partitus (bicolor damselfish), 2397 nucleotides long. It is a transcript of the gene epx, whose product is annotated as eosinophil peroxidase. Bases 1 to 2397 code for a protein of 798 amino acids. Gene Ontology annotation, biological process: response to oxidative stress. The record is from RefSeq and is a predicted model, not a curated record. NCBI's taxonomy places the organism in Eukaryota, Metazoa, Chordata, Actinopteri, Pomacentridae. Gene Ontology annotation, molecular function: peroxidase activity; heme binding; calcium ion binding. The transcript has 13 exons.
AUGUCUUUGUCCGAAGGCGCACUGAGACCCAGUGACUUGCUGGCUCAGUUUAAACACAUUGAAGCCAGAACCACGGCUCAGAUCCGGGCUGCUGAACUGCUGGACAACACAGUGGAGCUGAUCAGAGAGAUGGUCUACACCAACACUAUGGUGCAGCCCAACCCAUACGAGCUGCUGAGUGACGGAGAUGUAGAGAAUCUGCUGCAGGUGACGGGCUGCUCUGCUGAGCUGCAGACACCCAGCUGUCAGACAGACUGUCUGUCUGAGCGCUACAGAUCCAUCACAGGCGAGUGCAACAACAGACAACAUCCACGAUGGGGUGCUGCCAACAUCCCGUAUUCCCGCUGGUUGCCCCCCGAGUACGAGGAUGUGUGGGGGACGCCCAAAGGCUGGGAACCGAAACACACCUACCACAACUUCAGCCUGCCUCCAGUGCGCCUCGUGUCACAGGAAGUGCUGUUUACUCACAAUGACAACAUCUCUGUGGACUCAACUCUGUCCCACCUGCUGGUGGACUGGGGUCAGUGGAUCGACCACGAUGUGGUGCUGACGCCUCAGAGCCCCAGUAGAGCUGCUUUCAAGACCGGAGCUGACUGCACCCACACCUGCAGCCGAUACACACCCUGCUUCCCCAUUCAGAUCCCACUUUCUGAUCCUCGUUAUGGCAUCCAGAGUUGUAUGCCUUUCUUCCGCUCUGCUCCCAGCUGCAACACUGGAGUUCUGCCUCAUCGCCAUCGUGAGCAGCUCAACGCCAUCACCUCCUUUGUAGACGCCAGCAUGGUGUACGGCAGCACCAACAGUCUGGCCUCCGUUCUCAGAAACACCUCAUCUCCUCUGGGCUCAAUGGCCCUCAACUCCCAGCACUCAGACCAAGAUCUGGCCUACAUGCCCUUCCUGCCUCGUCUGCAGGCUCACCUGGACCCCUGUGGUCCUCGCAACUCCACUACCUCAGAGGCAUCAGGCAGGUCUGUGCACCUGGACAACACCACGUCCUGCUUUCAAGCUGGUGAUUCGAGAGCCAAUGAACAUUUGGGACUGAUCGCGCUGCACACACUCUUUCUGAGAGAACACAACCGACUGGUCGAAGAGCUGCACCUGCUCAACCUUCACUGGAGCCCUGAGACUCUCUAUCAGGAGGCGCGCAAGAUCAUAGGAGCCAUUCACCAGAUCCUAACAUGGGAGCACUACCUGCCACGGAUUCUUGGUGAGAGUGCCAUGUCUCAUCUGAUGCCUCCCUACCAGGGAUAUGAUCCUGACGUGGAUCCCAGCAUUGCUAACAUAUUUGCAACUGCUGCAUUUCGUUUUGCUCACGUCACCGUGCAGCCAGUGGUGACCCGGUUGGGGCCAGGAUACACCAUGAACUCCCAGUAUCCCCCGCUGCCGCUGCAUCAUUCACUGUUUGCCUCUUGGAGGGUUGUGCAGGAAGGUGGGAUAGACCCUGUGCUGCGUGGCCUGUUGCUGUCUCCGGCUAAGCUGCAGACUGCUGGUCAGAUGAUGGUGGAGGAGCUGACGGAGAGGCUGUUCCAGGCACAGGGAGGGAUGCCUCUGGACCUCGGGGCCCUAAACCUCCAGAGGGGUCGGGACCACGGCCUGCCGGGAUACGCUUCUUGGCGAAGGUUCUGUGGCCUUCCUGUUCCCAGUAAUACAUCAGAGCUGGCUGAAAUUCUAGGUAACUUCACUCUGGCUCACAAAUUCCAGCGUUUAUACGGAACACCAUACAACAUCGAUGUGUGGGUGGGGGCCAUCUCUGAGCCCGCUCUGCCUGGAGGCCGAGUCGGCCCGCUUCUGUCCUGCCUGCUGGCCAGACAGUUCAGAGCGCUGAGAGACGGGGACAGGUUUUGGUGGGAGCGCGAAGGAGUGUUCAGCAGCACCCAGAGGAGACACCUGCAUGGCAUCUCUCUGUCCCGCAUCAUUUGUGACAACAGCCACAUCACCCACGUCCCUGCCGACCCGUUCUCACGGACAGAGAGACCAGAGGACAUGCUGACCUGUUCCCACCCGCUCAUCCCUCACCUUGACCUCAGCCCCUGGAAAGAACCAGACUCAGACCCCAGCUGCGGUCCGAUACCCAGGAUUCAGUCCGGCUACUCCAUGCUCUGUAACUCCGUGAUUCUUUAUCAGUGUCACUCGGGCUUCAGGCUGCUGGGCUCUUCGUCUGUCAGCUGUGAUCCAAGCAGCCAGCAGUGGAGCCCCACGCCCCCAACAUGUCAAGAUGUAAAUGAAUGUGAAGAGCUGAUUUCUCCUUGUCCACAACACUUAGAGUGCCUCAACAUGCAAGGUUCCUUUAUUUGCUCAGAGCCCUCCUCGCUGUCUGCUGUCUCUGUUGUCACUGCGGUGAUGGUGGUGAUCGGUGGUGUGGUCGUGCUGGUGAUGAUCAUGAUCUGUUAUCGAAGGUAG